GUCAGAAGGCAUCUCUGCGACAUUUGAAGCAGCUUUCUCAAGAGCAAGUACAGGGUCUCGGAUGAGAACAUGACCUUUGGCGUCAUUCAGAGCCAGCCCCUUCAUGAAUAAGUUUUUUCCAGCCAACUUCCCAAAUCGACAGUACCAGCUGCUCUUCACCCAGGGCUCUGGGGAGAACAAGGAAGAGAUCAUCAACUAUGAGUUUGACACCAAGGACCUGGUGUGCCUGGGCCUGAGCAGCAUCGUUGGCGUCUGGUACCUGCUGAGGAAGCACUGGAUUGCCAACAACCUCUUCGGCCUGGCCUUCUCCCUUAAUGGGGUGGAGCUCCUGCACCUGAACAACGUCAGCACCGGCUGCAUCCUGCUGGGCGGGCUCUUCAUCUACGAUGUGUUCUGGGUAUUUGGCACCAAUGUGAUGGUGACAGUGGCCAAGUCCUUUGAGGCACCAAUAAAAUGUAAGUGACCACCCCACCAUGGGGAGCCCGUCUGCCCCCACCCUGGUGGCCCAUCCCCUCGUGGUCCCUGUUUUGGUCCGUACCCUCCCUUAGCUCUUCCUCCUCCAAGCUUCCCUGUGUCUCCAGCCUGGUUUCCUUCUCCCCUUUGAUUCGUCCACUGUGUUCCUGCACAGCCAUCCUCCUCCCAGGCCCUGGCCUCCGGCCGUCUGGUCACAAUGCAUGGCUCUGUGGUACGAGCUGGAAUGGGGGCAAGCACAGAGAGGGGUGUCUAACGCAGCCUGUGCAGGGCAGGCAGGGGCCUCCAGAGGAGGAUAUCCCCCACGCCAAGACCUGGAGCCCCCUCCCUGGAUCCCUUUGGCACAUAAAUAUCAGGUGCUGUCUGCCCCAUGCCUCUCACACUGCCCUGAUUGUGUUCUUCAGUGUAUCCAUUGUUAUAAAUAUUAGAAAGCCUACCUACAAGCAUCUGUAAAGAAUGUGGAGACUUCCUUGGCGGUCCAAUGGUUAAGACUCCACACUUCCACUGCAGGGGAAGCGGGUUCAAU
Molecule: messenger RNA, 997 nt
Organism: Physeter macrocephalus (sperm whale)
Lineage: Eukaryota; Metazoa; Chordata; Mammalia; Artiodactyla; Physeteridae
Product: minor histocompatibility antigen H13
Exons: 5
Coding region: 104-463 (119 amino acids)
Biological process (GO): membrane protein proteolysis
Cellular component (GO): lumenal side of endoplasmic reticulum membrane; membrane; cytoplasmic side of endoplasmic reticulum membrane
Molecular function (GO): aspartic endopeptidase activity, intramembrane cleaving
Source: RefSeq, a predicted model, not a curated record